Rhinolophus ferrumequinum (greater horseshoe bat) is the source of this 3139-nucleotide messenger RNA. It is a transcript of the gene MYRFL, whose product is annotated as myelin regulatory factor like. Gene Ontology annotation, biological process: positive regulation of DNA-templated transcription; protein autoprocessing. The record is from RefSeq and is a predicted model, not a curated record. Gene Ontology annotation, cellular component: nucleus; endoplasmic reticulum membrane. NCBI's taxonomy places the organism in Eukaryota, Metazoa, Chordata, Mammalia, Chiroptera, Rhinolophidae. The transcript has 25 exons. The coding region runs from base 288 to 3011 and encodes 907 amino acids. Gene Ontology annotation, molecular function: sequence-specific DNA binding; DNA-binding transcription factor activity.
UCCCUACAGUAACAUAGAUGGAUUUGUUACCACUUCCCUCUUCGUGAAUAUAUAUAUAUAUAUUUCUUUUUCUGUAUGGUUGCGUAUCCUUCUGGUUUUAUAAUCAUUUUGAGAACUUAACCAUCUUUCUGGGCACCAUUCUAUGGCUGAAAUAUGCUUCGCUCCAAUAAAAAGAAAAUGAAGAUUUUCCAAGCACACUCAUAGGCUUCGAGUCAAGAGGGCAGCACUGACUUCCUGAUGUCUGGUAACCCUGUUCUGUGAGGAAAUAUUGCUAGGACUGCAGCACCAUGGAUGUGGUUGGUGAAAACGAAGCCCUGCAGCAGUUCUUCGAAGCUCAGGGGACCAAUGACAAUCUGGGGGACCCAACCCUGGAUACAAGUCUACUGGAAGAGUUCUUGGGCAGUGAUUUCGAUUUGGGGGCCUUGCACCGGCAGCUCCCGGAUACCCCACCCUACUCUGCGUCAGACUCCUGCUCUCCUCCACAGGUCAAAGGUACAUGCUGCCCGACUCGUAGGACUCCAGCUCCUUUUCUCCAGUCCGCCGCUGCACCUGGGACACUGCCUGUGCACCUGCCACAGAGCUCCUCGGAAAUGAUGAACUCUGGCCUUAUCCACAGUGGCUUUCACAACUGCUACCCAAACACCAGUCAUCCUGCGACCGUCCUGGACCAAUCUGUGUCCUCCCAUCUGGCGAUAAGUUGUUCUUACCAUCAGCAGCCUCUGUGCCACAGCCCUGGAACCUCAUUGCCACCAACCAAGAAGCGGAAGUGCACACAGACGCUGGAGGACUCCGGGGACGGGCAAACGUGGGCCCACCACUCCUGCCCAAUGACAGGUAGGAGUCACAGCAGUGAACUGCAAGACGACGACAGUGAGGGACAGAAGGCGGCGCUUGUGGACCAGUUCUUUCCUGCUCUGAAGUGGCAGCCAUACCAAAGUGUUCCUUGGCAUAGUUUAUUAAAUAAUCAUUACAAAACACUACCCAGUAUAGGAUAUCGAGUUGUCACAGACAAAGGAUUCACUUUUUCACCAGCGGAUGAAGCUUUUGUUUGCCAAAAGAAGAACCAUUUUCAGAUAACCAUCCAUAUCCAAGUUCGGGGAAGUCCAAAAUUUGUCAAAACCCAAAUGGGCGUAAAGCCAAUAGAAAUGUUUUACUUGAAAGCUUUUGGGGUUAAGGUAGAAGCCACCAAUCAAAUAAUUGCUAUUGAACAGUCCCAAGCAGAUAGAAGCAAAAAGAUUUUCAAUCCUGUUAAAAUCGACCUGCUGGCCGACCAAGUCACCAAAGUAACGCUGGGCCGACUACACUUCAGCGAAACCACAGCAAAUAACAUGAGAAAGAAGGGGAAACCAAAUCCUGACCAGAGGUACUUCAUGUUGGUGGUUGGACUGUAUGCUGCUAACCAAGACCAGUUGUAUCUGUUGUCUGCCCACAUCUCUGAAAGGAUCAUUGUAAGGGCCUCUAACCCUGGGCAAUUUGAAAAUGACAGUGAUGCAUUGUGGCAGCGAGGACAAGUUCCAGAAUCUGUUGUCUGUCAUGGUCGAGUGGGUAUCAACACAGAUGCACCGGACGAAGCCCUGGUUGUCGGUGGUAACAUGAAAGUGAUGGGGACAAUUAUGCAUCCGUCUGACAGCCGGGCAAAGCAGAAUAUCCAGGAGGUUGACACAAAUGAGCAGCUGAGAAGAAUAGCCCAAAUGAGGAUUGUCGAAUACGACUACAAACCUGAAUUCGCAUCUGCGAUGGGAAUAAACACUGCCCACCAAACAGGAAUGAUUGCCCAGGAGGUGCGAGAGAUCCUGCCCAGAGCUGUAAGAGAGGUCGGUGAUGUCACCUGUGAAAAUGGAGAGACGUUGGAGAACUUCCUUAUGGUCGAUAAGGACCAGAUCUUUAUGGAAAAUGUAGGUGCAGUGAAGCAGCUCUGCAAAUUAACCAACAACCUUGAAGAAAGAAUAGAAGAGUUAGAAAUAUGGAACAGAAAGCUGACCAGGCUAAAGCGGCUCAGCAGUAGUUGGAAGUCUUCAGCCAGUGAAGCAAGCUCAAUCAGCAAAUUUAGCAGAACUGUUAGCACAUCUUCUCCAAGAAAGGCCAUUCCCAAAAAACCCAACAAGAUUUAUUUUUCAGGAAAAAACCAGUUGUGUCCUAACUGGGUUUUCCAGACCUUGGUGAUCACUCUCAUUGCUGUGAUGACAUUUUGUGCCUUGACGAUAGUCUCCCUUUACAUACUUAGCUUAAAAGAUCAAGACCGACACGCUCCACAUCUCCCUCUGAGCAAUAUUACAAGCUCUCCAGAGCCGGCCCUGCCACCCGCAGCCACCUCCCCUUCAACACCUAAUAUGUCUCUGGCAACCACACAAUCCUCCUUCCAAGUUCCAGAGAUCACUUUCUGUGAGAUCCUGCCAUGUCAAGAGAUUUAUUGCUGCCCCAUCUGGGGAAUGAGAAGAGUCCCCUCAAGUCCUGUGCAAAGACCGUCCAAGGAGAAGGAACCCCCUCAGAGGCCAUGGGCAGAUGACAGAAGCACAUCAUUCUUGGCAGGAGAGACACUAACCAACCCUGACUGGGGGAGUGACUGGAUUGAUACAACCAUCAGUUCUAUUCAGAUUAUGGAAAUCCAACAAAUAAUAGAUCGUCGGUAUUGCAGUAGAAGACUCCAGUGUGGGUCUGGAAAUUAUAAUUACAAUAUUCCUGUUAAUAAACACACACCCACCAAUCUCAAAUUCUCUCUGGAAAUCAACACAACAGAGCCAUUGAUAGUCUUCCAGUGCAAACUCACACUUGGAAAUAUAUGUUUCCAGAGGAAAAGGGAAGCCAAAGGGAUACACAGCCACCAAGAAGUCUCCCAGGAGAUGACACAGGGAUUUCAGCAUAUUUGGAGCCUCCCUGUGGCCCCAUUCUUUGAUAGUGCGUACCAUUUCCGUGUAGCUGCACCGGAUUUAGCUGACUGUUCCACGGAUCCUUAUUUUGCUGGGAUGUUCUUUACAGAUUACUUCUUUUACUUCUAUCGACAUUGUGCCUAAUUUAUUCAAGUUUGGUUGGAGACCUUACUAAGGAAAAAUAUCCAGAAAUACGAUUAACGAUUAACAGAAACUUAUACCCUCUUGCAUCUUCUUUCUGCUUUUUUUUUUUUUUUUUUUUUUUUUUGUAA